AUGGCAUUACCGAAUUUGAAGUGUUUGAUUGCGCGAGAGAAUCUUCACCAAGUUGGCACUUUGAUCUUUCUUCAUGGCGAAAAAUUUACCGCUGAGACGAUGAGAAAAUAUCUUAAAACUAUGUUUCACAGAGAGUUCGAGUUCGAUCACAUUCGAGUUAUUUAUCCCCAAGCCCCAGAGAUCCCUUAUCGUGUUCCCCUUGGCGGUACGCGAAAGGGAAUGUGGUACGAACAAAUCUCAUACAGUCCGACAGCAGGGGAGAGGAAGGAUUCAAUCAAUUACACAUGCAGUCUUGUUAGGCAACUAGUGAACUUAGAAAAGUCCCGUGGAAUUGGACAUGAGAAGAUUAUAAUUGGUGGAUUGGACAUGGGAGGAACCAUCGCUAUGCACGUAGCUUACAGGUACAAACGCUAUUUAGGACUUUUAGGUUUAUUGUCUGUCAACCUCUGGCGGUUUAUUUGAGUGGUGUCCUGACUGAUCUCGUAACGUCGGCUUUGUUACACCCAUUUGUAGAUAUCCAAGAGUGGGGUUGGUGUGGAGGGUGUAAUUUGCAGGUUGCCAGUCAGAAUUUGUUAUGAGACACAAGGUCACACUGGAAGCGCUUAAGCUUAAAAUAAUGGUAGUUCCAAAAGGACAAACCUUGAGACACCAUGACGAUCCGUUUAUGGAAAUAUUCCAGGGUAGAGGAAGUGGAAGUGGGUGAAAAUGGCGUUAAAAGACAUUUCUUGCACCAGAAGUAGGUUCAGUCCUCUCUGGGUGUCUGGAUAUGAGUGAGGUUUUCCUAAAGAAUAAUAAAAAUCAGACACCGGCAGUUAAAGGGGCUAUGUCACCCCAGGUGCAUGCGCAAGCCAAUGAAAACAAACUUGAAAAUGUCAACCAACUUUUUCAAGGUCUGUCAGAUAUUUUGGAAACCUGUUUUAUCUGUUAAAAUAUCAGCCAAUGCCAUUGUUUAAUAGUUAACAAAUUUUUUUAUUAAGGAUCAUUCUAUGGUGAGUACAGAAAAAGUUUCUUGCAUUAUUUUUGAAAUUGUUUGGCAUUGGAAUUUAUUUACAUGGAUUUAUAGUGCCCUCUUAUCACUGGCCGUUGUACUGGCAGAGAACUAAUGAUGGCUACUCCGCAAUGAGUGAUGGAAUCUUAGAAAGAAUCUUCUGUAUGGUUAAGAUGUAAGAUAAAACUUUGAUUUAUUUUGUUGACUACAACAAUAUGUUGUUGUUGAAUUUUUGUUUGCGCUCUGUUUUGAUGAAUGCCAUGUGUUUUUACUUCAAACUACAAGUAAAAUUGUCUUAGCACUUCUAUUCUUGAGGAGUAAAUUGAGGGAAUUUGAUCUAGCAUUACCAGAGAAGAAACGUUCCAUAAAUUCUAUCAAAAUAUCCCUUAUCCAAACCAAAUUCGAUUGUAAACAUCUGUAAAUUUUGGAGCCUUGGACGUGACAGUGAAAGUCAUGCGUUAAAAACAAUCGAAUUGUGACACUUGAAAGUAAUUUGCAUAGCCCCAGCACACAUGCUCUCCAGCUGACAUAGCCCCUUUAAGAUCCAAGGAACAUCAGAAGGAGGUGGAGGGAUCCCUAUCUUUUUAAUAGCAAAAACCAAUCGUCACGAUGUCAUGAAAAUCCAUUUGCGGGUUGAAAUUUGUUCAGAAUUAAACACAAUAUUUUCUACUUUUGUAUUUGUUGUUUGAGACCAAUUAGUGCUUGACUGUGGCAUAGAUUUGAAUGAGAGGGAGUUGACAUUACCUACAUUGCACAGCACCUGUCCUUAAACUGAAUUAAUACUGGCUUUGUUCAUACAACGUCUUUUUCGUUUUAUCUUUAAAUUUAACUCUUAAAUUCUGACCUGCAACCUGCAAAUAACACCCCCUGGGAUUAGUGGUGGGGGGGGGGCUGAUAGCCUCCCACACUGGCGUUUUUAGGGGAGCUCGUAUUUCUUCCCUCCCCACAAACGCCUGCUCAACGGAAAAAAGGUUAUGCAGUGCACGGAGUAUUCUGAAUUUUGACUAAUUUUUAUUUUUUGCCGCUCUGAAUCUAACAUUUAUUGCAGGUCAGAAAGCUUUCCCAGUGUUUAAUGCAGAUUGAGUAAUUAUCAGAUUACCUUGCGGUCAAGGUCAACUUUCCAGAAUUUGGAAAGUACAGUGUGAUUGGCUAAGCUUGGGAAAGGAAUGUUAUCUUCAGUUGAGCAGGCGUUCGUGGGGAGGGAAGAAAAACGAACUCCCUAAAAACGCCUGCGUGGGAGGCUAGGGGGCUGACGCAUUGUUACUGAACAGUAACUGACAAUGAACUUGAAAUAUGCAGAAAUUUUGGCUAUUGUUGUCCACAAAAAUAUGACAAUACCCCUGAAUAAUGAGAGGAGUUAGCGAAUUGUAGCCCUUACUUCUCUGUCUUUCAAGUUAUCAAUAAUCUUGAAACUCAAGACUUUUAAAAAACGAUGGUAAAUCUCGAGAAUCUUAAACCAAAAAAUCGUAAGAGCCACAAAUGUAAACCAGUGGAAAAAUACUUCAGUGCUACAUUGGUACAAGAAUUUUCCAGACAAGCGUGACUCAGCUUUUAUAUGCUUUGAUGUAGUGGAGUUCUACCCCGUUCCAUAACGGAAACAGUACUUAAACCGUUGCCCUUGACUCAGCGUCAAAUUACGUGACCAUCUCAGCUGAUGACGGCCAAACAAUCAUACAUGCCAAACAAUCACUCAUUUUUAGCAACGGAAAUCCAUGGCAAAGGAGAAAUUCCAGCACACUCUUCGAUGUCACUAUAGGAAGAUACGACGGAGCAGAAAAAUCCGAAUUGGUUAGGUGCUACCUCCUUUCUCAGCUUAAACAAAUACCUGACAUCGACGUCGGCCUUUGCCGUGACGGCAGACUGGUAGUUCUCAAACAGAGACCCGAAAAAUAAAGAAAGUGAAGAAAUCAAUAUGCAAAAUAUUCGCCAAAAAGAACUUGAAAAUCGCUAUGGAAGCCAAUAAAAAAAAAUGUUAACUUCCUUGGGGUAACCCUGGACUUUAGCACUGAAAAAUUUAAGCCAUGUUCGAAACCAACAACUAACCCACUCUAUGUGCACAGAAAUAAAUCAAACCAUCCGCCGAACAUAAUCAGAAAUAUUCCCGAAGCAAUAAGCAGAAGGCUAUGCGACAUUUCAUCUGACGAGGAUGUAUUCAACGAAGCAGCACUCCCAUACCAGGAAGCAUUACGUAAGAGCGGUUAUUCCUACAACCUUAUGUUUAACCCCGCACCGGAAAGACCACCGAACCAAACGAGAAGGCAGAGAAACGUGAAUGUAAUAUGGUUCAACCCACCAUUGAACAGAAAUGUCCAAACCGGAAGAGUUUUCAUCCACCCAAUUGACGGAUGUUUCCCCACCGGGCACAAAUUGAGAAAAAAACUUAAUAGAAAUACUAUCAAAUUAAGCUACAGUUGUAUGCCAAACAUGAAAGAGGUCAAAGACGGUUAUAACAAAACCAUCUUAAAGAAAACCGCACAACCUGAACAAGAGCAACCCCCAAAAGAUAGGCAAGCGAAUACACAAACCUAACUAAACGGUGUAAUUUGUGUAUUUCCGAGAAAUUUUUUAAUAUAACGAAACCUCAAAUGGCGACCCUGAACAACCGUAAUGAACUGGUAUCAACAUACAUUCUGUCGAACAUUUAACUUCUCCAAUAAUUAACUUUGGUGAGGGGAACAUGGGGGUUUACGUAUUGCGGUAUUGGGCUUUUUUUCAUGCGGUAUUUCGGUAAUUUUAAUUUUAACGUGCGGUAUUGCGGUAUCGUCUAGCCUUGCGGUAUGCGGUAUUUCAUCAUUUUGGCUGACGGUAUUCGGUGAAAUAUGAUUGUUUACGGUAUUGCGGUACGGUUGUUUGCGCUUUCCUUUCGAUACAAUACGCAAAACAAAACACAGUAAGACAUAAAGGUCAAGAAAAGUUAAUAUUUAGAAGUCUUUAGACAUAAUGGUAAAUGAUUACACCAUUUGUGGGUCAUUUUGUGACAGUUAUUAAAUGGUCGAUAAUAAUAGGUCAAGAUACAAUGAGAUUGUUGUUGCAUCCAAUGACAAUGAGUUGUCUGAAGUUACCUUACCAGGCACGUGUGCCGGUAAUUCGAGGUCUUACACGUUUUCUCACGAUGGCUGAGGUCGCUUUGGUUCAAGACGGUCAAGACGGCGAACUCAUCAUUGACUGCGUUGCAAUUUUUUACGAAGAAGGCAAAGGAGGGGAAAAUUAUCGCAAGAAAAAUAAAUUUCGAUGCCGGGUUUCAAGUACAGAAAAACGGCUUGUAAAGUUAAAGGAGAGGAUUUGGUAAGUUUGCUUCUUUAGUUCUUACAGUUGCGGCGUGUGAAAUAGGUCAGAUAGUCGAGAUAGGUGACUCAAAACUCGCACUAGACGUGUGUGGAAAGGGUUUUGGUUGGUUUGUUUUUUGUUUUUGUUUUCAAGCUUUCAAGAGUUAUUUCAAUACGAGUUAAUUAGCUGUUGGAUCGACCUAUAAGACCCUAUAACCAGAAUUGUCUGUGAGCUAGGUACUCGCAGUUUGCCAGGAAGGUCAGGAAGCCGUUUAGUCCAUUUGAAGUUUAGUCGUUUAGUUUAGUCCAUUUUCUCACGGAAAAAUAGGGAACUGUGAACAGUCUAAACCGGUUGUAGUAAUAAUGACGCCAUCAUGCAAAUGCCCCUUAGAAAACCGUUUUAAGGUAAGAGAAUUGUUAUUCACUAUUAGGACUGUAUUAGAGAUCACGCCUCACUGUAUGCUUUUCGUUUUGUAUACUCCUACCAAAAGGUUGAACGAAUGAAGUUUACUUUUCAGUGAAUUGCGAAAAAUUUGCGAACUACCAAAAUAUUAAAAAAAAACAUGGACAUCUUUGUGCAUAAAUGCCUGAGAUAAUUAAACGCGAUAGAUGGAAGCAACCAUAAGUAUGCGGAACCGAUUAUAAAUGUAAUUAAAAUAUGCGGUAUCGGUAUUUAGUCGAUUUGCGACGCGGUAUUUCGGUAUUUGCCAUUUUUUCGUACGGUAUUGCGGUAUUGGGUACCCCCCAAUGUCCCCCUCUUUGGUAUAUACCGUAUUUAUUCGAUUAACCGCCCUCGGCGCUUAUUAAAUUUUUGGACCUUGAGAGUGGGCGCUUAUUCGAGGCUGGGCGCUUAUUAAAUUUUCACCAUUUUCAGCAAGUGUAGUAUGUUUAUUUUGCAACAAAACAAUAAAUGCUAAUAACAAUACGCGAAGAAGUAACAAGUCAAGGUUUCUGUAAAAUACCUUGAAGAAAACUCCGUCCUCGGGGAAGUCUCUUAGUAGAGGGUUUUAGAUCCGAGUUUACCACGAACCUCUAACCGCGAUUUACGAUUACCCGUUUGCGGUUCGACGUUCAAACAUAAUUCGAUUUAGAUUGGCGGUGGAUUAAAGAAGUGGAUUCUGGUUUAUUUUUCCAUUUAGAAAUAGAAGAAAAAUCAACCAGUGGAAAUAAAAGAAAUUUACGGUAACACUGGGUUAUCUAGCAGCAAAGAGCUGUAAAUUUUUACAUUAGUUCUUCUUGCAAUUUUACGGCCGCCAUUUUGAAUCACCAGCCAUGAAUGGCACUUGUUUUCAAGAUCUAAUAGGAUUUAUCAAAUUUAGUAUUUCGCCCGAAUUUGUGCCUCUGUUAAUGGAUAAAGACUUGCUCCACAAGAUUGUUGUAUCAUUACGUGGGAUAAAACAAGAAUUAUACGCUAAAAGCUAUCAGGUAAAUGACAUACGUGAAAACGCACGUCGUAAACCUCAAACGUGACGCGAAAGACUUGUCACGUGACCUCCAACGGUUAGAGGUUCGCGAUAAACUCGGAUCUAAAACUCUCUAUUAAUUAGUCCUUAUUCAAUUUCAAUUUCAAUCUCAUUGUCACUUAAGUGGGUGGGGUGGAGGUGGGCGCUUAUUUGAGUUUGAUUGGGAGGAGGGGGUGGGCGUGGGGGUGGGCGCUUAUUCGAGGCUGGGCGCUUAUUAAAUAUUUCAGCCGUUAGGAUGGGCGCUUAUUCGAGGUGGGCGCUAAUUCGAGGUUGAGCGCUUAUUAGAAUAAAUACGGUACACACGAAGUGAUCUCAUCAAAAUCAGAGAGGAAACCAUUCAGAAAAGUACGAUUUGAUUGACGGAUCAAAUCACGCGAAAGGUUAAAAAAUAAUUUUUUGACUUCUUACGGAGAUUGUUUGCUAAACACCAAACUUUUUAAAAGUUCCUAGUGUUGGAUUUUCAGUAGGUGGUCUUGAUCACACAAAAUUCGGCUUUUCUCAAUUUCAAAGUUUUUUGUUUAUUGUUGUCAUAGUAAUAUCGAUUUUAAUUAAAACUAUAUUUUCACAAAUUUCAAUCCAUGGCCAAUUACUGGUGAAAAUAUUAUAGCGAUCGGACGAGGAAAAAACCACUUUUAAGGCGAUUGAAAAAUAUCGGUAUGGCCUCUGAAAAACUGUAUCGAAACACCUUAAUAACGUUAAAAUAUUUUAUAUAAAAAUGAAUAAAUGAAUAAAAUGGUCUACAAUCUAAUUAAUCUAAAGGUAAAUUAACAAGUAGGGUCUCAAGUAUUACACAAUUUACAAUUUGAGCAUCUGUUCCCAGCUAUGAGACUUAAUAAGUUUUUCUUUUGAAUACUUGUUUUGAAAGCCGAUAAUGUGGCUAGGUCCCUGUCCUUUUUAGACAAUUUGGACUAUGAAAAUGGUGUAAGGUAUCUAAUAGAGUGUCUGCCAUAUUUUACGGUAUUGAACCUAGGAAUAAAGGAGUCUGAAUUUUGUAGGUUAUAACUAGACAAUGAUACACUAAAAAGAUCGAUAAUAUUCGCAGCUAUUAACUUAAAUUUCACUUUGUACAUGAGGAUUGCGAUAUCCUGCAGGCGCCUAUUGUAAAGACUAGUCAUCCGUGCACGCGUAAGUAACUCAUCAUAUGAUGAUCUCCAGUCGCAAAAUACAGCUCGCAGACCCGUUCAUUGACCAUCUCAAGCUUUCUCCGGUCUGAGCCUCUACAAAAGUGACAAACGAGGCUACAGUAUGUCAGAUAUGGCAAAAAUGGCGGCCUUGUAUAUUCUUAAUUUCACUUUCAUUGAAAUCAUGGUGCGCAUUCUCUUCAGGACACUUACCCGCAUACCUGCUUUCUUGCAAGCUGUAGAUAUAUGGUUACUAAACAACAAGUUCCUGUCAAUAAAAACGCCUAAAGAUUAAGUUCAUCCAUUGGCUGUACUAUAAAAGUGUCACUUUCGACGUCACUCUGAGAAUAGUAAUUUGAUAUACCGUUUUUAUUCGAAUAAGCGCUCAACCUCGAAUUAGCGCCCACCUCGAAUAAGCGCCCAUCCUAACGGCAGAAAAAUUUAAUAAGCGCCCACGCCCACGCCCACCCACUUGAGUGACAAUGAGAUUGAAAUUGAAAUUGAAUAGUACUAAUUAAUAAGAGUCUUCUCCGAGGACGGAGUUUUCUUCAGAGUAUUUAUUGUUUUGUUGCAAAGUAAACAUACUACACUUGCUGAAAAUGGUGAAAAUUUAAUAAGCGCCCAGCCUCGAAUAAGCGCCCACUCUCAAGGUCCAAAAAUUUAAUAAGCGCCGAGGGCGGUUAAUCGAAUAAAUACGGUAAUCAUUGCUUCAUAUUUGCUUGGGUUUCCCUGCAGGAAAUUCUCACUGUACCAUCUCGACGUUUGUCUUCCAUCAUUGUUGAUCACCAUUACCGACUGAUCAGGGUCUUUAUGUGCGUAGUAAAAUUGAUGGUCAUCUGCGUAUACUGAUAAAUGACUGCCUCGCUGAAUAUAGAACAGUUCAUUAUAGUAGAUAUUCCAUAGAACGAGCCCUAGUGAGGAUCCCUGAGGACAUACCCUCUUUAUUUCCUUACAACUGCUGGUCACCUUUCCUACUCUCUUCCGUCGAAAUAGGAUUUCAUUAGAUUUAAAGCCCUUUCACAAAAACCGUAAGCUUUCAGUUUGGCCAGAAGUAACGCUGGGUGCACGGAGUCAAAGGCUUUAUUUACUCAUAUCAGUUGACAAAAUGGCUACAGUCUCCCCUGUAUCCCACUCAUAUUUCCAGUCCUCAACCAGUCGUAUCAAAGUUGUUUCACAACUGUAACACUUUCGAUAUACUGACAUCGAAUUGUCAAAGAUAGUUUUCGAACUUAUCCCUCAAUUGAUAGCAGAUCAAUUGCUCAAAGAUCUUAUCCACUGCCGGUAGCAAAAUUACUGGUCUGUAAUUGGCUAUAUUUUGCAGAUCCUCUUUCUUGUACACUGGUACCCAUUCUCCUCUUUUCCCCUCCUUAGGCCAUUCUCUCUCCUGAAUUACUUGAUUAAAUACCACCGUUAGAGGUUCUGCAAUCUCAUCUGCUACCAGCUUAAGCAUUCUAGGGGACAACCCAUCAAACCCUGUUGCUUUACGAGGGUUAAUACCCCGAAGGGCGUCCAAAACUUCCUCUUUGCUAAUGCUCCUGAUGUUAAAAGUACUUGGCAUUUGUCUGUGUCUGAUCGCACUCACCCGAGGGUGUCUGUAACACUUUUCUUCAGUCAAGCAUGACGCCUCCAUUCCCUCAAUAUUGUCUGCGGUUGUAGAAAGGUAACGUGUAAAUUCCUCUUCAACUAUCUGCUUGUUCUGUUGUAGCUGUCCUUGGAUGUGUAGAGAAAUAUCAGUUGAAUCCUUGUCCUUAGCACACUUUGAGAUGAUAAAGGGCAUAAAAGUUCCAAAGAAUUUCUUAGGAUUCUUAUCCAGUUUACCUGAGACACCAUUCCAGUAAUCUUUAAUCGCCUUCCUUCUCAGUCGUGUGGCCUUGUUUCUCCAGGUUUUCAUUAGUUCCCAUGACUCUGUAGUUCGAUCCGUGCUGAAUUUCUUCGCAAACCUCCUUUCUUUCUUGUUGCUGCUUUCCAAUCUGUAUUCAUGUACGGGACAUCAUUCUUUCUUACUCUCGUCUUUUUCAUAAGCUUUCAUAGGGAGGUGUUCAGCACUUCGCAUGAAGUGCUGACAAAAAUGGCGGGUCGGUUGCUCGAUCUAAGACGACAUCUUCCUGUGGCAUUCUUUUCCUAUUUACUUGAAAGGUAGAAUUUCUGCAAAAAAAUUGCUUUCAUAAAUUAACUUCGAGUUUUGGACCUAAUAGGCCACUGGCACUAAGAGGUUUUUAUGAAAAUGAAAGUUAUAUGAUUUUGUCUUUGAAAAACGAUUAGUGGGUCAUAUCUUAAACUAAAUAAUAGUGAUUUGGUUUUUCAAACCCGCACGAUUUUCUUAAAAUAAGUAAGUUCGUAGCUGGUCACGUGACCAAAAUGUGAUUUUAAAAAUUAUGAAUUACCUCUUUCUGAACACAAAUUUUGCACUUAAGCUUCAAGGAAAAUGUUGAAAAGAUGAUAUGAUGUGGAAACGUUUACAGCACAUCUGAGCGUAACUAUCAAAUGUUUAACAAGAUAUAAGCAGAAAGUAGUUUUGGCAUUGUUUAAAGAAAGCAUUGGUCACGUGACUUCUUAGUGCAAGUGGCCUAAUUUUUGUGUUAGGAAACGCUGAGUUCACGAAACGGCCUUUUCUACGCGAAUAAACGGGAGUUGUAAAUAAUCCAUCGAGCACAAACCUCAGCUACAGUAAAUUAAAAAACGCCGUUUUCAAUCCUUCGAAGUCUUUUCUUGCAUUAGAAUUUUGUCGACUUUUAAAAGAUCGUUUUCUUUUAAAUAAAUGGAAAAAGCACCGAGCUACAUCAAUGAGAGUGUUUGCCCUUGUUGAAGUACAUAAUCACACUUGACAACAAAUUGUUUGUAACAGUAAGGUGCAAACUAGCCUGCGAAAACAUCCGUUUCUCCUCGCUCUUCGCCGCUGGGGACGUUUCGCGCGGAGGUUCUUACAUGUAGGCUGCAGUUGAGGAGAAUUAUUAAAAUGAUCGCGACUCAUGGUUAUUUAAUGUACAGUACCCUUAUUAGGACUGAAUUAUCCGUAUGAAAGUUUUCAUAGUUAUUUGUGUACAUGCAUGAAAAACAAAUACCCAUGCAAAAGUGAAUUUGUAUGAAAUGUCCACAUAGAAGUCCUUUUGAAGGUGAUCAGUUUGCAUGAGCUUGUUAAGGCAUGGUUGCCAGAGGCAUAGUCUUUUUAAAUUCUCAUACUGACAGUCAAAUGUACACUUCUCUGACCAAAUGAGUUGACAAUUUGUCCAGAUAUGUUUGGAUUCCCAAUUGCAGUCUAAACUUCGUGUACUGGACACAGACGACCUAAAACAACGGUGUUCUUUGUUUUCUGUUCAGGGCAAAUCUGCUUGCUAUUGUUUCAUGGUUUAUAUUCUUUUAUUUUAUGCCUCCUGUGUCCGGUAUACAAAAUAAAUGCCCAAACUUGAUCACAGCCAUCUUCUCCACCUAUUUAUUACAUGAAUUUAUCGUGAACUUAUAGUGCAGUUUGGAUUGAUCUUAUAGGAAACCCUAUAUCUUUUUGUCGAUUUUUUUUCUUGAAACAAUAUUCUGCCAAUGGAACAUGUUUAAUGUCUAACUUCGGUGAAUAUGUCACCUCCCUCUCGCUUCUUUGAAAGAGUUAAACUUUUCCUGACUUAUACAGAUGUCACACACUAAUAUUGUGAGGAGAUCCGAAAUAUAGAUGUUCUUUUCGAAUAUUAAAUAUGAUCGAAAAUAGAAGUCCAGCAAAAAUAAAUUUUUGUUACGCUUUGACUGGGAGGACACAGCUGUGUUUAUGUAUAAGGCUGCUAUACAUAGAUAAAUAUAUGUUAUUCACCGGCUGGGAGGCCCGUAUUGGGAGAAACUGUGCCCUAGGUCUUGAGUACCGAGAGACCUACUGAGAUUUGAAAGUUUCAGGAAAAUUUUCCUUCUCUCUCCAACCUACGUGUGUUGACGUAGGACGCGUUCGUGUUGAUGAAGAGCGCGAUCCAUCCCAAAACAAAACAUUACAACAUGAUUUUUGUAGAAAGAGCUAGUUACACAUACCAAUUUGAAGGUUUUGAAUUGAAUUCGAAUGAAAGAAGGCGAUGUGAGUAACAAGUUAUAAACAAAGAAAUGAAAAGGGCGAUAACCGACUGCUGGAAAAAUGAUUUGACAUUGAAAACAACGGCAGAAUCUAGAUUCUUACAGCAAAAAUGGAAAACAAAACCCCAAGCAGAGCAAAACUGUCCAAUAAACAGUGCAUAAAAGCAAGAUUGCAGUACUUAGAGCGUUGUUAUAAAGCUAGUGAAGCGACAUCACGAGCCACCUGUUUUGCUUUACUUUAACGGUUUUCCUCGCCGACUUGCUAGAUUCUAACUUCAGAUUUUUUGUCUGAAUAAUACAAUUCACUAUUCCCAGCUAAUGCUCAUAAUAGCGCAAGUUUUAAAAGAAAAAUGGUUUGAAAAUGACGGUUUUUGCUCAUACACAAACAACAAACAAACUUGUGAAUGAAGCUGCCAACGAUUCCGCCCGGGUUAGCGGGCAAUGGAUCGGUUCGGUCCAACCGGAAAAGUUUCGAAAAAACGGGUCCACCUUUUGAGGUGGACCACUUUUCCCGGUCGGACCGGUUGGAAUUUUGGUUGAAUUGAUCGCGCCCCAGAUUGCAGGAUUUGGAGGAUUUCGCCCGCUCGCAAGCUUGGGAAAAAAUAACAUAUUUUACUUGGUAUGGUUUUGGGGAUUAAAUGUAAUCAAAACUGUAAACGAACAUUUUGUUCGGUAAGGGUUUUGUUUACAAAUGUAUCGUUUCCCUACAUGUCUCACAUUGUCGGUGUUCUUUACUGUUCAUUGUAAAAUAAAGCUUACUGUACUAUUGUUGCUCAUGGUGUAAAGGCUGAUCGGCUGUCCUCAGUCCGUCGGAAAGAUAUUCUUUCAUAACCAUGGAAAGUGCUGGCGUACGGUAUUUACGCACGAGUUGAACGUCAGAAAUCGAACGAGUGAGCGCAGCGAACGGUAAGAUUCUGAUACAAAACAACGAGUGCAUAAAUUGUACAACGCACUUUCCAUGUGGUAUUGUGUUUAUUAUAUACAUACUGAGGCAUUCAUCAUUUUCGCGGCCUUUUUAUUUUAAAUCUUUCAAAAAUGCUAAAUUUUGCCGCUACACACUUACCGCAAAAUGACAACGAAAACGAAGUAUCAGCUUUUGAGUAAAAACGUUUGUUAAAAACCUAAAUGAUGGUAAGGAUAUGAGGUAAUCCAAGAACUGUAAGUAAUCUUAACUGUUUGUUCUCAAUGCACAAUUGAAAAUGAGUGAAUUUAAGUAAAAUGACCGGUUUCAAAUAAGCUUAAGCUUAAAUGAAAGGCAAAGUAGCUCCGACAAAAAGCAAACAAAAGCUUACGUCUCGUUCUGUUUUUCCCUUUCCGCUGUUGUUUCGCCGGCUUUUACCGUUUUCUUUAUCGACGUUUAAACAAACGAAACUAUUCCAUUUUUUCCGAAAUGUUUUCACUUUUUUAGCGAGAAAACUCUUUGAGUAAAACUUUUCUCGUUGAAUGUGUGCGAAGCGGCGCUCCAAGCUUAAUAAAAGGCAAAUUUUCCGAAAACUCAUACACCUCUGUGGCUUCUGAUUGGACGUAUCAUUUUUCUCACACGUGAAAAAACAUCGUUCGCGAUUCUGAUUGGACGUAUCAUUUUUUUUCACGUGUGAAAACCAUCGUUCGCUCCUCUGAUUGGCUAGAACUAAUUUGCGUACGAAAAAUUACGACAUAGCUUUUUAGUGAGUAUUUCUCAGUAUGUAUAUAAUAAUAUACAGAUCGUGUAAUGCACGAUCGUUGCAUCGAAGAAGAUAAUUUUGACUGUAAACUUCAUGCGUUUCCUGAUCUCCUUGUCGCUUUUUGAAGCGUCGGCAGUCGGUGUUCCUUCUCUUCAUCGGUUUCGUUUACAGUGUAAUUGUAAUGUUUUGUCGCUGCCUCUGUUCAUGUUUGUGGUCGCUGUGUUGAUGAUGUUGCCUUCGCUGUGCUAAGCAAUGUUCUCUCUCCUUUGCGAUUUCUUGUUGUCGUCGUCUUCUUCGCUCGCGAUGAAUUUUAGUCGGCGUUCUCCAGAGGAGUUUCGGUGGAAAAUCCUCGCCGGCGAGGAUUUCCAGCCACUAGUUGUGCUUGCUGUUCUGUGUCAUUUGCAUGGCAAAUUGCUCUUGAUCGCAUGAUUCACCGAUCGUAAACAUUGUUUCACAGACGAUGAAUAAACACAUUGGCCCUUCAUGAACACAACAUGAAAGUGCGCCCAGGUCAUCAGCGGUAAAGUCUAUGUUGCCUGGAAACGCUACGUGAGGUCUUUGGCGGACACCAAGCGAUGUCUUCAAAGAAAGAUUUUGCUGGGGUUUAGAUUCUGUUAGAUUUUGUUAGCGUUAGAUUUUGCUGCUACUGUAGCAAUGACCACGCCCGGUACAUGCGCUUCGCGCGCGACCAGAUUAUAAACUCGCUUUGCUCGCGGUCCUCGGGCAACUGAUAACAGAACUGGGAGAUCGAUAUUGGUUUCUCGUUAUUGACCAUUUCACGUGUUAUUCCUGGGGUUAAUUUAUAGUCACUGUAGUGAAAACCCUGAAGGCAUUUGCCGGUGGGCCUGCACGACUUUUAACUUUUACCUCGGUUGAAAAUGAUAUUUCUUCAAUUUUUUUGACUUUCAAGCUGGUAAAUUAUGCUGUUGUGGAUUCUUGAAUUUGACAUUUGAAAAUAUUUUUGCCAGUUGCUUUACACUGAAAGAUCUGCGAUGAAGAUGGGUUUCACGCAUAUUGAUUGCCUUUGGUCUUUGCCUCUAACAGGAUUUGACCUCUGAUGCAGAGUUUUGGCAUUUUCUUUGACGUCUUUUAAAGGGUUAUAGCUUUUUACUGCGACUAAAUAACCUUUAGAUAUAGCCUGUUCCAAGCGUUCAGAUAGUGGAGAGCGGUGCAGAGUAAAGAAAGCGAUGAAAAGUAGAGGGGGACUGGGGAGAGAGGUGAGGGAACGCUUUUAAGAAUUCUUAACAAAAGUGCGUUCCGGUAUACCAGAUCCUGGUAUACCCUCUGAUUGGUUGAUUUUGACAGUUUUUGUCAACAGUGGAGCGUCUUCGAUCACAGCGAGAAAUGCGAUAUGGCCGUUAUGACAGACUCUACGUGCCGUCACGCAGAAUUCAAACUCGCAACAAACACAGCGCUGAGUGACUUUCCAAACGUGGAGGCUAAAAGCGAAGAGCAAAGAAACUGUUUAAAACACGUAGUCGGUAGGAUAAAUGUCUUAGCAAUUUCUCACCGACUGGCUUUGGAAAAAUUCUUAUUUUCCAGCUUUUUCCUCGAAUAAAGCGUGCGUUGAAAUGAAGGCAGGAUAGAAUGCCAUUUACGAUUGUUGUGGUAACUCCGUUGAUCGCCAUCAUGGAAGACCAAGUGGAAUAUUUGAACAAAAUCGGAGUAGCGGCGGCAAUGAUGGGAGAAGAUGUGGAUGAAGCCGUUAAAAAUGGAAGCUGUGAAAUUGUUUACUGAAGUGCCAAAUCGUGGUUGUCUAAUGAAUGGACAAAAGGACUUCAAAAAGGAAAGCUUGGAAAGCAAGUUGCAGCUAUCGCUAUUGACGAGGUCCACUCAAUCACCGAAUAGUAAAUUUUCCCUUCAAUUGUUGUGCAUUUUCAUUGCUUGAGUUAACGAUCUGUAUUGAAACGGCUUCCUAUCGAACUGAGCGAUAUUUGUUUGUCACUUGAUUCAUAACUUUUUCUCACGUACACGCUGAAAUCAUGUUUUAAAGCCGUAAAUAAAUUCAUUAUACAUGAAUACUUCUCUGAAAGUCUUACAUUGGGUUUUUAGUAAGAUUAUGUAUACAUAAUAUUAAGUUUUGUUCUGACAAACUUCGAUUUAUUCGCAAGAAAAAUAAUAAAUGCAUCGGGCUGUAACACCAGUCUUGAUUGACAAGUGAAGACCACCUACAGCUGAUGCGGUCUGACUGGGCGGAAGAGUCUAUUUAAAACAAAUCUAACAGGCGUUCCCUCUCUCACCUCUCCUCCUUCCUCGCUUUUAUUUUUUCGCGCUCCUUUUUACUUCGCACCGCUCCCCACUAUCUGAACGCCUGGAACAGGCUACUUUAGAUAAAGAUGUUAGUUUCUUUAGAUUUCUCCGAAGUGCCUGGAUCGGAAUAACUACAUGAUAUUUUUGUCCGCGAAUGUGAUAAAUCCCUACUAAGUUUUGUCACGCUGGGGCCCACAGUAAAUCGGCUUCGCCGCGACCUAGAUCCUCGGAACAGUUAUUCUCCUCUUUCUGUAAACAGUUUAUCCCCACCAGUAAAAAAUGUCUUUAGACUGUUGGCUACUGCAGAGGCCAGGGUGAAAUAACUCCAGCGUGGAUAGUACAGAUAGAAGCUCCGCGUCGGAGAUCGGCUCGCGCUAUCGCUAUUUAGUCCAUGCGCACGAUCAUUUCUCUUUUGCUGUAAAUGGUUCAUCUCAACGCGUUAUAAAGGGGUUCAUAGCUUCUUUUCAUAUCUGAUUUUUUUUCAUUGCGUAUGCUGCGCUUGACUACCCUUGACUCUUGAUAGGGAGCUUUAGAUGGAGGACGCGACGGCUUUUAGAACGCGGUUACCGAGCAAAAGCCUUGAAUGAGAACGGCGUUCUAAGCGCGGGAAAAAUAAGCUUUAGUUUGGCGACGCGAGGUCCGUUCGACCCGUCAGUUCAAUAUAUAUAUUUUUUUAUUUGACAAGAAUAAAAGAUAAGGUCGUGUAAUAAAGUCCAAAAUUAAAUAUGCCGUUAAUGUGCUCGGAAGAACAUAUGUACGAAGAAAAUAUGCAGCAUAAUGAUGAAUCAACCAUUUUCCUCACUCCUUUUAAAAUAGAUUUUCUCUUGUAAAGAAAAAUCCGGCCGAAUGUAAAGCAGAUUUUCGCUUGGAAAAAACUUCCAUCUGGACUUGAUUCUUCUAAAGCUACGAUUGUAUCUAAAGCGUUCGGAUUCGGAGGGCUCAUAUCUUGUUAUCCCCGAAGCUUUUUCCUCGUUUCUCGAUUUCUUGUGCCUGUUGACAAGAAUUCCCAGGUGGACACAAACCGAACGAGUGUCGGCAAUAUUUCCGUACUUCGUUGUCGUGUAGCAACGUCAUUACCAAGGUCUCUAUACAGGAUAAGGUCGUUUUCGUUAAUUCAAAACAUCAUGGGACCAAUAAAAGAUAACCACUACUUCAAGACGGAGUUAAAUUUCAGCUUAGAUUAUAAUUCUAUACAUGGAAAACAAAAAGAAAUCAUAUUCUGUUUGUUCUCAUCCAGUUCAGGGGUACGUUUGGCAAAGACAACGGUAAAAUACCGAAAACAAGAGGCUCUAAGUAGCCUAUACUCAUGCGCAUCCUCGAAAUUCCUUUGCCACCAAUGAAUUAAACAGAAUGCAGACCAAUGCAUGCCAACGACUAGCCUGUAUUAUUUUAAACUAUUCCCCAUUUUCACUCCCUUGCACGCCUUAGUGACAAUAACAGUAGUUCUAGGAACAGCUCAGAUUGCUAAAAGUCGUGUCACUUUUCAAAGUUGAUUGCAGGUUCUCAAAGAUGAGGUUCUGAGGAGAUGACGGGCUUGUUGAUCGAGAUCAGUUUGCCUGAUCUUUGUGUCCAUUCGGUCGUGCAAUGUGGUUGUUUGUCUGCCCUUUGUGUCGAUCCCCGCUCUCGUGCAAUGUGUUUGUUUGUGAAACAAAUGGGAUAUAAUAUACUUAUGCCUUUUAAUGUCAACAACUGACCUUUGGCUCCACAAUCGAAAGAGGUUUCUUCUGAUAGCAACUGCGACGUUUCGACGGAUCAACAUUCGAUCCCCGCAGUCAAGAAGCGAUGAUUAGGGGGCGACCAUGCACAUCUUAAGGGGCUUGAAACAAGGGACGGGUGUUUGAUUUCUUCAAACACGCACUGUUUUUGUUUGUAUACAAAAUAGACUGAUAUUCCAUGCAUAUAUACAUUUUAAGACUCUAAUACUUCUUUUAAAAUAUUUCCAUGAAUUUUUCAGACACAACAAAACAUUUUUCAGCUACUAUAAAUUUUUGGAACAAUCCCCUACCCCCCACCCCACGUAACGUUACAGUCAUGUGUGUAAAUGUAUGCAAGCAUAAAUUUACACGCUCUAAUGUGACACACAAAAAAAGAAACGGAGGGCAUUUUACACCUCAUGCGCUUAGUUGCGCAUGGGUAAUAAUGAAGAAACAGGCACAAUUUCUAUCAAAGAAUUUUGUUUAAAACAAGGACAAUUCAUACUCAAGUUUUCUACGCGACGCCAAAUCCCUUUGACUCGCGUUCUGGCCCGGGUUGCUCGAAGCAUGGUUAGUGCUAACCAGCGUUAAAUACCAUGGAAACCUAUACAUUUUGAUACCUCUUAACCAACGGUUAGCGCUAACCAGGCUUCGAGCAACCGGCCCCUGUACGCUUCACGACGCGUCAAAUUUGUACGAUCAAGCAUGCGCAGGAAGCCUUUUCUGUGAACAAUUACCUCCAGCGGCGUCGCAGAUCCGUCGCGUCCUCGGUCUAAAGCUCCCUUUGUACCGUGAUUGGGUAUGCCAUAAGUGGAAAAGCUCUGGACUGUUAGAGUUUGAUUUACAGCUCGGCUGUAAAUUGCAGGGUUAAAUAAAGGUGUUGCAUGUAUGUAUGUAAGACAGCUUUGUGAUUUGUUUUUCUUUUCAGGUUUUUGACAAACGUUGCAGGUGUAUUUGCUCUUUCAUCCUUCUUGUCACCAACAUCAGCUGUCUUUGAAAAAAUUAGAAGAGACUUUGAGCUGAAUAAAGACAAGCAAUUUCCUCCACUAUGGAUGUGGCAUGGGGAUGUUGAUACCAACAGACUGAGAUGGGCCUCACACACAGCUGAGAAUUUUACAGACUUGGAAAUUAAGACUGAUUUCCUAGUGAACUUUUCUCGUCAAGGACAUGAAAUCUUACCAGUGGAAUUGUUCUACUUGAAAGAAUGGGUUGAGAAAAUAAUUCCCAAUCCUGAACAAGGAAACCAAUGAGUAUUUAAACUGUUUCUAUCUAUGAAUAAAUUCACAAGGC
This is a messenger RNA of Porites lobata, 17780 nucleotides long. Lineage: Eukaryota; Metazoa; Cnidaria; Anthozoa; Scleractinia; Poritidae. The record is from the annotation of a GenBank genome assembly.